Messenger RNA from Dermacentor silvarum, 8966 nucleotides. RefSeq names its product protein enabled (gene ena). Gene Ontology annotation, molecular function: SH3 domain binding. The coding region runs from base 1915 to 3312 and encodes 465 amino acids. The record is from RefSeq and is a predicted model, not a curated record. Gene Ontology annotation, biological process: intracellular transport. NCBI's taxonomy places the organism in Eukaryota, Metazoa, Arthropoda, Arachnida, Ixodida, Ixodidae. The transcript has 11 exons.
UCUCGCUUAUAGGUUUUCUUCCUCAGCGACGUGAACUGUGAAGCAAAUUAAGAGUGCACGCGGAGGUGUCGAGUUUCUCUCGAGUUCCAUGCGAGGUCCUGGACCGCGCUGAUCUUGCUGUAUCCCAGGAGACGGCGGCAGAUGCGACUGAUUGGCUGCGAGGGGGAUAGCAUCCGCCUGUUGCCGUGGCGACGAAGACGUUUCCGCGCUUAUUUUGACGUCCGGACGGUCUGCUACCGCUGCUGCUGCUCUUCGGCUGGCUGAGGUCUUUGACACGGCCUUCGGCUUCGCGCCAGGCGCAGAAAGUCCAGGUUGUUCGCUAUAGGCGGACGGACUUUGUACUACGGACUGUGCACCGGUAGUGCUGUCCUUUGCGUAGUAAUAUGCCCUUUACGUAGUUCUAGUCACGGUCACGUGGUUUCUUGCCAUCAUUGCAUCUUGUGAGUAUACGAGUGCUUGAACAUGACAUGUUGCUAGCUGCUCCCUUCCAUAGCAGUAGCUGUGGUGUUCAGUCGGACUGAAAAGGUUUUAUACGCCUGUCUGUCAACACGUCGUGGAGGAAUUACCUCGCUUAUUCGUAUACUCCGCUGACUGCCUCGGACGUGUUGAAACACCGUUGUUUUGGACUGAGUAGACCUCGCCUGUGAUGGACACCGUUGGAAUGCUUGCCCAGUUGUUUGGCUUUUGCAUGCACAUAGUCAUACACCCUCGCAGAAUGUUACGUGAAGAACUUGCGGAUUGAUUCAACAUUGUUUUGAAAUCUUUUUCUGCGUCGAUCUGAAGUGGUGCCUCGUAUACUGGUUCGAGCAUAAUUGAAGCAGAUUUUGUGGUGCCGCUAGAUCACGCUACGGAAACGAGACGACGCUGUUUGGUCUAGGAGACAUUCGGCUUCGGUUAUCGUUCGUGGCCGACCGGUGGUCUUGAUUGUGCUCCGGUUUUGAAGCUGAUGUAUUUGUUUUCCCCACUUGGUUUCGUGUGGACCUCAGUGUCGAGUCGCUUUGCCUUUUCGGCAUACGUAUUUAAAUACCGCGAGGUUGUAUAUUUGCUCACUUGAACGAAGUCUCCUUCUUCCUACGCCGCUAGCGAACUAACUGCGCAGUAAGGCUCUUUGCUACUUCGCGACCGUUUUCAUCGCCGAAAAACGCGACUGCGGAGAGAGAGCCAGCGCUCGAAGGAAAGAAGGUCGACUCGCGUUGACAUUUCCUUUAUACGGCUUCUCAGUUGUUGUGACGACGGAAUUUGGACGCGUGGUUACGCAUCGACUGGACGCCGCCCGUGAAACAUCCGUAGGCGUCUUCGUUGCCGGGUCUUUGCUUGUACGCUAUCGACCAUCGCGUGCUUGAAGGCCCGUUGAGGCCUUGGGACGCGCGCAUUUCAGCAGAGGAUCGUUGUUUUUAUUCUCGUUAAGUUUGUCGCCUGGCCUCUCGUGUUUGUCGUGUACGAGGCGACGGACUCGAAGCCGAACAGUGUCCUGUACGGAACAUCUUCGCUACUAAAGGAUUGCACUGCAAGACGACCGCGUGACGCGCGUUGCUGAGCUACCGCGCAUGCGCAGUGUGACAAGUGUAUAGUCCGUGUUCGUGGCCGCAGCCGCAGACUUUGCUGGUUUCACGCUUUGUGGCGUAUAGACCACGUGUUCGGGAGAAACUGAACGCUGAAGCUGCGCGUGGGUUUGGAGACUACGUCACCGCACCCGUAGUGUCGAUAGCGAUAACUCCGGAGCUCAUCCGAUAACUCCGGACCUCCUCUGAUAACUCCGGACGUCUUCCUGUAUAGUGCUCCGGGAGUUGCCCCGUAGAGAACAGGCCUUUCGCGGGGCGGCGCUGUGUUUGUGCGUGCAUCGUGUGACGUGUGUGUGUGUUUGUGUUAGCGCGCACUUGCGUGCUUGUGUUGCUCCUGUGACGGGAUUGGCGGAUGUUCUGCUGCCCCAUGGUGCUGGCGACGGGCAGCGAUUCGUUGAGCCGACGCCACAGCGUUCCCGAUGGUGAGCAGUCUGUGGCGUCGGCCCGGGCGGCUGUGCUGGUCUACGAUGACCACAACAAGAAAUGGGUGCCCAGUGGCUCGUCAAGCGGCCUCUCCAAGGUGCACAUCUACCAACACACGGUCAAUGGCACCUUCCGCAUUGUUGGCCGGAAGCUGCACGACCAUGAGGUGGUGAUAAACUGUGCCAUCCUCAAGGGCCUCAAGUACAGCCAGGCGACGGGCACGUUCCACCAGUGGCGCGACAACCGCACAGUCUACGGCCUCAACUUCAGCAGUAAAGAUGACGCCGACAACUUUGCCGUUGCCAUGCUGCGGGCCAUCGACAUGCUCAACCAAAACAGUUCAACAGGGCCAAGGGUACAGCCGGCACCGCCUCCGGUGCCUCAGCACGCAUCGCAGCCCAUCUAUCAGACCAUCGGCAGUGUUGCACAGCAGGAAGAUACAGACCACCAACGGAACUGGCAAAAUCAGCAACCGGUCCAUUACAUGGCAACAAAUGCAGUGGGCAGUUCCAGCCAUCCGGCAACGCCCGCAAGUGGCCCGCCUCAAGCUCCGCCGCAGGCUCCGCCCUUUCCACAGGCGCCGCCUCAGCUGCCGCAGCAACCUCAAGCCAAUGCAGUCAUGGGGCACCACCGGACGUCGUCUGCGCCGGGAACCAACGGAGGCGCGCCUCCCCCUCCGCCACCGGGCGGAACGUCGGGCAUGAGUGUGGCAGUGGGCAGCGUGGCCGCCAGUGGGCCCCCGCCUGCUCCGGCACCGCCCCCGUCGGGAGGCAUGGCCUCCGGGGGUGCCCCGCCCCCUCCCCCACCUCCGCCUCCCCCCGGGGGCAGCCAGGGCCGAGAAGAUGAUUCGUCACCGCUGUCCCUAGCGGCGGCACUGGCAAACGCGAAGCUCAAGAAGACCUCCAACAAGAUAUACGAAGGCACAGACACGCUGAAGAAGGGGAGUGGGGGAGUGCCCAUGAUGGGCAUGGCGAGCAUGAUAGACGAGAUGAGGGGCACCCUGGCCAAGAGACGAGCACAAGCAGAAAACAGCCAAAGUCAGGAGGCUGAGUCGUCGACAGAUUCUCGAAGGACGUGGGACAAGCAGGGUUCGACCAAUGGCAACAGCCCCAGCAAGGUGGCUGCCAGCGGUGCCGAGUCGCCAAAAUCGGGUCGCGGGCAGCGCAUUGGGUCGCUGGGUGACACGGACGUCAUGAAGGUGAACGGCGUGGACGUGCUCGACAUGGACAAGCUCAAACAGGAGAUCAUGUCUGAGAUCCGCCGUGAGGUCAGCAAGAUGAAGCAGGACAUCAUUGAGGCUAUCAAGAUCGAAUUAAACCGAAGAUAAGGACUUCACACCUCCUGGUUUUCUAUCUGCUGCCAUUCGGUACGGGACUUGAAACGUCGUCGUACGGAUCUCUAUUGCCUCUACAAGUCGCUACCACCAAAAUAUUGAUCGACACACCAUUAGAGCAACGAGGGAUGAACUGACAUUUUCGUGCCGAGGAUGCAGUGAUGGCACUUUUUUUUUUUUUCAUUGUUUGCAAUGUUUUUAGCGAGUGAAUUCUACUGUUUUUUUUUUAUACGCGAGAAAUGUAAGAGCUGUAUUUGUAGUGACGCAUCUUGUCUAUCGUGCACUGCUGUCACCCAUGGCAGCCUCAUCAACCUGUACUUGCAGUACCGUAGUGGGUGUACACAGCUGCAGCCGCGCCAAGUGUCGUUCUCUUUCGUUGCGACAUACUUGCACGACAUUGGCAGGUCUUUAUUGUAAGAGGGCUGCGAGCGUCAUUCUCAUUCUCGGUCUGUAUUCUCAUUCGCACGUUGGGCACUGACUGCCGAAAGUCUUUGCGCAGUCUACUUACGUUGCGUAGCAGUCCGCUUCAGUUUCAAACUUUUUCGUUCCUUGUUCCCAGCCUAACUAGCUUUACAGGUGCACCGAGCAAUAUCAGUUCCUUACUUUUUCUUUCUUCGUUUGUCGUUCUGCCUCGUAAAUUAUAACUGCAGACUUGACCAUGCUUGUUUUGUUUUUGUUUUCAUACGGCGUCUCCAGAGCACAUUUACUAACACCUGAGGCAUGUGUCAGCUUCAACCUCGAACUCUAUCCAAAAUAAAUGUAGCAGCAGCCGCAGAAAGAGAAAGGGUUGGCUUGCGGAGUGCGACGUGUCGACGACAGUGUCAAUGCCUCUACGAUGUUUUCGAGUUAGUUGCUCAGUUCUCUGGGUAGUUCGGGGUCGCCUCGCACCGCUCACUGAUGAAAGGGUGUGAAAUUCGUCCCUUCUGUUACUCGGAAAAAAAAAGGGAGUCGUCGAGGAAGGUGCUCUCGGGGAGUACUUUUUAGGUUUACUCCCGUGACACCAGCUUUCUACCUAGAGUCAUCAGUCUAGUGGGGAGAUGCGCGCGUGUAAGAGCGUUCUUUGCUGGAUGUUGCGCGAUUUUGGGAGGGGUGGAAAAGAGAGAGGGGGAGAAGGACACACAUACUUUGUAGUAUGCUGUGGCGGAGUUUUUUAAUUCUUGCCUUACAAACGGAAGCGUCUUUUUUACGGGAUGUGGAAGGCUUUUUCUGUGCAUGUUUGUACUCUUUGGAGACGAUGUAAUGCUCGGUGGUACUCUGUCCCCUCGCUGUCGAUGUCGCGGUUUCAUGUUUGCGGGCGUGCAGCAAUCCCUGCGUGAGCCAGUAUUCUGUGUACCACUGCGUAAUUGUAGGAUGAAUCGCCGACAGACUUAAUUUAAGGCGGGCAGGAGGGUAAAAGGGCCGAGGUUGACGUAUGUGGUGGCGCCUUUUCAUUGUAUUUGCACUCCCUCGUGAAAGACCUCUAAUGUGUCGAGUCUGUGAUGUUUAUAGUGAAGAAGAGUAAGAUUUCUUUGUGCACUUAAAAACGCAACCGAUGUUUGCUUCUUACAUGUGGGUGUGUGCGUAUGUGUGUGUGUGCGCGUGUGUGAAGAUUGAAAUUGAACUCUUUUCUUUUUUUUUUUUUUUUUGCGGGAGUUAGGCGUAGAGCUUUGCACGAGAAGUAUGGUAUCAAACAUUGUUUAUCUUAGUCUCUGUUUUCAAACACUAUCCGCACAUUUCGUUUUAUUCUUUUUAAGUAUUUUCACACUGAGCAGCAUUCUGGGCAGGCAGGCUGUUGGUUGCUGUCUACGUGGGCAAGGCUUUGUAUUUAGAGACGUGUGGUCGCUCGCUACAACGUGUUCAUUUGCAACAAUGUUUGAUUGGCUGAUGGGAUUUGCAGAGUUGAUGCGGGCCAGCUUUCGUUUAUUUAUAAACGCCGUGUCGUGCGGCGCACGAUUUGAAGCUGCGCGUAGCACGUGCCUGUAAUGAGGAGAAGUGAAAUGCAAAAUUCACUAGCAUCAUGUGCAAGAUCGUUUGGUUGUCCUCACAGUCACUUGGUAGGAAGUUGUCACUUGCACUGUUGACACAUGCAUGUAAAGAAGUGCUUGGUGAAAGAGGCAAAAUUCUUACACGUAACAUCAGACUUCUUUGUGACAGCCGCACCUUUAGGAGUGUCUGAUGGCUGUCUGAUGAAUAAAAGCACAGAAUGUAUAUAUAUAUAUUUUUUUUUGUCCUGGAGAUCCUUUUGUGAAAGGUAACCUUCUUGGUUGCAAAAUGUGGCAUAUAAAAACGUGACAUGAUUGUGGGUAUGACUGAACACGCUUAUUUCUUUCUUUUUUUCCAGCUUUGGGAUUCAUUGCAAGGCAUAUAGGCUAAAAUUUUAACAUCUAAAGAAAGGCAUGCUGCCUUGUAAUCUUUGCAUCUUCACAGGAAGAUGGUAUUUAUUCACUUUUGGUAGAAAAGGGCACAGGCUCAAGGAAAUCUAAAAAUAUUUUUAAUUCUUAGUAGUCAGAAAUGGGGGGUUUUAGCUGUUACACAAGUCUAUGUGGUAUCUGUGCCAGUACGAUACCGAACAACUACGAUCUCUCUACAGUGCAAGCCAACGCAUUGAAUGGGUUCGCUGCAUUUGUAGUGCACCGCAAAUCACGUGAUUAGGCAUUCCAGCAGAAGUGUCUAAAGUUAUCAUUUUGUCAAAGUUGCGAGUGGCUUUCAGUCUCGGUACAUUCAAUAUUUCUUGGCAGGAAACAGAUUUCAGGAAUAGACUGCAGUGUCACAUCAGCAUCGCAUUGUUUCAGUCAGUCUCCUGCCAUGUUGACAUUCGCAAGUAACAAACCGUAAAAUGUUUGGCAAACUACAAGACUUAGUAAAAGGCUCCUUAACACCAAGCACUUCUUUCAUCAACACCAAGCAGACUCACGAGUGUUUCUUUGGGAAAUUAUUGAUAUUCAGUUUUGUUGCAACAUAUUCCUACAGCGUUGGAUAGUUUUUUAGUGCGUUUAUAGCGUAUUAUUUCUUAAAAGGGAGUUCUUCAGUCGGUUAGCUCUUGCUGGUCAAGACGAGUGGAGGUAGUAGUGUAUCCGUGUGUGUUGUACUGUAAGGUCGAAGGAAUAAGCAGAAAGGAAGAAAAAAAAAUUCCCUGUGAGCUCUCUCAAGUGCGAAUUUGCUACGGAACAACCUUCCUAUGCCAGAACUGUGCAAAAUGCGUAUUGGAAGUGCGUUCGUCGCAUACUGUCUGUGGAAAGACGUUUUUUUUCUCCGAGCUGAUCUCUCUCUCUCUCUUUUUUUUUUUCUUUUUGUCCAAGUUGCGCUGGUGCUGUCUUGUAUCAAAUAUCAAGCCAAAUUUGUACAUAUAGUGAGUGGGGGAACACAGUUUUUGAUGUAGCAUUUUGUUCUCUAUUUUAACGUUAGGUUCUUAGUUCCCCUUUACUUUUUUUUUCACUUUUCUGUCUUUUUUCAUUGUUAGGUAUUAUUCCUAGCCAUUUUUUCCAUCUUUUUCUGGCUAUGCAAGUCACACUUGCGGUCUGUCAUGGGAUGUACGUAUUUUUUGCUUCGCUACCGAUGAACACAUCUUUACGAGAGGGAACCAGUGCAAAGUUGUACCCCGGUUGGAUCCUCUUGGCCUUUUUGUGUUUCUUUAUUUGUAUUUUAUUUUUAGGGGAGAGAAAUAAUAAUUAAAGUUUGAGUUGCUUUUUCUUUUAUUGCACAGUAUUGGGUUGGACACCUUUGGUCAAACUGACACUUCUCAGUAGGUUUGAACAAUUGUACUACGCUGCAGUGUUCUGUUCAGUGUUGCAACAUUCUGAAGUUCCUGUUUUCACUGUUGUCUUAUUUCGGUCCUGUAAUGAUGAUCUUUUUGUUUUUUUAGCUGUUGUAUGAAACUUCGAUCAUUGAUUAUUGCGCAGACUCGGCAAUUUAAAAAAAAUAUUUUUUUUCCUUUUUUUUUACUGUUUCCACUUCCUCUGCUAUUCAAACUUCACAUUUUUCUGCCUCAUGCUAAAGUAUUAAAUUUUAGUUCUUGGUAUGAUCAAAGCCAUGAUUUUGACAUUCUGACACCCUGCUCUUUGCAAUAUCGCAAUGUUCCUGCUUACCUGGACGCACUGUCUACAUCGAUAUCAAAAACCUAUUUCUGUGGUGUAGCACUCAAAUCUGUUCCUGAACAGCUUUGGUUUUUUUUUUUUUCUUUGUGUUUGUUACAAGUUUGUCAAGAAAUUGUCCCGGCACAUCUAGGAUGCAUUUAGUUAAAGUUCUGUUAUUCUUGUUUGUCUAGUUCAACCAUCCAUUUGUGCUGGUUCUCAGUCUUUAGGCUCGUUAACUUAUUGUUGUUGCUCGAGAAGGCAAGUUAUGCAACCUUGUGUGUUUACUAAGAUAGGCAUCCUGUCCUUUUCAUCUGGAGUGACUAACCUUAAUUUACAUACUACCACUAGUGUUUCUUGUCUCUUUCGUUUAGCUUGCAGUAUUUAUUUUAGUUCCCAGUUUAGGGAAGUGCACAUUGUGACUUUGUUAGUCACAGUCACAGGAGAAGGAAUAUAGUUUUGAGGCGUGCCUACAUUCCUUUUUAGAAAUGCUCGUUCUUGAAUACCUGGCUCACUGAUGGGAGCGUUAGAUCGUGGAGGGCCAAGGUUUUCUUAAUAUUUUUUUCUUGGGCGAGCUUCUUAAUUUCAUUCCUUUUCAUUGUUUGUUCCCUGGCUUUUGCCCCUUUUUAAUAAUUGUUACGCGCUGCUUUUGUGGUUCCAGGCUUCAGCCCAUUGUGUCAAUUUUCUUUCUUAAGUGCGAGGAAUGUUUUUAUUGCGCAAGUUGUUUGGCCAAGCUCAAUAUCCAGUGCAUCGUAAUGAGCUUUUAUGGUGUGUGUAUGCCGCGCUCUUUCUACUCUAUUGAAAUUGAAGCCUGAAUGAAUGGCAUUAAAGACAUCCUUACGAAUGACUUAGCAAGUUCUGAACCGUGGAGCCAUGUUUUGGAAUGAUUGCUUUUAAGGACAUCCUUCAGUAAUGCCAAUUGGCCAGAUCUGCAAAAGCAAAUGUGUUGAAAAAGAGAUUUGUAUGUGGACACAGCUCCUGUUAUUACGACAGGCAGCAGAGCUUUAAGAUGCUGAGAAAGCUAAGCCAUCAUGCUAGACCAUGUGUCAGGCAGAAUUAAGUGUCAGUACCGAUGGAAUCUUGAAAACACCAUGUCAAGUUUGUCUGUUGAGAUAAACUCACCUGCGACACUGAGUGCGCUCUUUGCAUUCAGUUAAAUUCAUUGGGCAAGACAUGUUGCAACUCAUUGUAUUCAGUGAUCCCCAUUGCAUGCUGGUCAGUGUGCUGGGAGAAUCCGCAGCAUCACAAUGCGUCGAAUUGUCGGUAAUAUUGCAGUGGGCGUUUUUAAUUGCUUCAAGGCACACGUAUUUUAGAUUAUUCGCAGUGUUGCACUUUGAUGUUGUACUGUCGCCUUUAUUUCCUCGCCUCAUUUUUUGCAGAAUUGUUGCAAUGCCAUUCGUCGUUCAAAUGGGUUGGUGCCUUUGUUUUUAAAUGGUCGACAGAAUUGCAUUUGUUCUGUCAGCUUGCCUUAAGUGCUAGUGUUUCUUUCGUUCUCCGGCCUUCCUUAUCGGUGUGUUGGAUUGUAAAAGAAGUUUCUUUUACUGGACACAUGUGGACAUACAAUACAUAAGAGUGCGAAUAAACAUUCAAAGAUAUAAA